Molecule: messenger RNA, 778 nt
Organism: Tinamus guttatus (white-throated tinamou)
Lineage: Eukaryota; Metazoa; Chordata; Aves; Tinamiformes; Tinamidae
Source: RefSeq, a predicted model, not a curated record
UGGCAUUAACUUCUUCCCUCCAUUCCUCCUUGUAGUUAUCAAAUUCCUGGAAGUCUACGAACGCAGCUUCUGCAGGACAAUUGAGACCCUGGUGGACAUUUUCCAGGAGUACCCCGAUGAGGUGGAGUACAUAUUCAAGCCAUCCUGUGUACCUCUGAUGAGAUGUGCAGGUUGCUGCGGCGAUGAGGGCCUAGAGUGUGUCCCUGUGGAUGUGUACAACGUCACGAUGGAGAUCAUGAGAAUUAAACCCCAUCAGAGUCAGCACAUAUCGCAUAUGAGCUUCUUACAGCACAGUAAAUGUGACUGCAGACCAAAGAAAGAUGUCAAAAAUAAACAAGAAAAGUGGGCACAGAAACCCAGAUCUGACGGUCCUUCCUUCAUACCCCAGACCUGGAGCUUGCAUGACCCACGACCAUGGCAGUCAUUCCUAAUGCUUUACCCCGAGUCAGGGAAGUCCCGUCGUGUGUGUCCUACCAGAAUGGAUUCAAGAAAAUCAAAGCGAGGAAAGGGGAAGGGUCAAAAGAGAAAGCGCAAGAAAGGCCGGUACAAACCACCCAGCUUUCACUGUGAGCCUUGCUCAGAAAGGAGAAAGCACUUGUUUGUACAAGAUCCCCAGACCUGUAAAUGUUCCUGCAAAUUCACAGACUCACGUUGCAAGUCGAGGCAGCUUGAGUUAAACGAGCGCACUUGCAGAUGUGAAAAACCGAGACGGUGAGCAGCCGAAAAGAAGGGGGAACAGCCCUGUUUCUGGAGCCUGAUUUCUCGCCUGGGCAGAAAA